GAUGUCCUCUGGACAGCUGGAUCUUUGUCUAGUCAGGUUGCCAAACAUAGCACCCGCCAUCCUUUGUUGUGCAGCUACAAGGUAGCCCCCCCCUACGGGCCCCAUACGGCCAUACCCCAUACUCCUUCACUCUCACCUCACCUUCAAUACUGAGUACUUCACGCUAGGGGUGCCCUGUGCCCAGGCCCCAAGUACUUGUUUUCCUUUCUCCCGGCUUCCCUCGACCUCCCCGACCUCCCAGACCUCACCUAAAUCAUCCUUGUCCACGACUCUCAUCAUCAUUGUUCACAUCCCUCAGAACGACAACAAUAAUCAUCGGAGCCAAAAUGACCCCCGGUGAGCCAAUCCGGCGCACUGCCGAUGAUGAAAAAGCCGACCUGGAGCAGGCUGUGAAGCACGUCAUGACCGAGAUGUACCGUGAGUGGCCCAACGACGCAGGAUUUGACGGUCUGAAGGAAGAGAAAGGCCCCAUUGAGAUCAAGGUCCACGGCAGUAUCCCUUCCUGGGCUGCGGGAUCCCUCUACCGCACCGGUCCCGGCAUAUUCGAGAUCAACGACACUUCCCAGGGGAAAUACACGAUCUCACAUUGGUUUGAUGGCCUUGCCCACACCCAUCGAUUUGAUAUCAUUGCUUCUGGUGAUGAGCAUGCCACUGUCAUGUACUCGUCACGCCGCCAAUCUGAGGCCUUGAUGCAGCAGAUCCAGCAGAGCGGUCGACAUGCCGUGUACACCUUUGGACAGCGCAAUGACCCCUGCAUGGGCUUGUUUUCCAAGUUCAUGGCAGCCUUCUAUGCCGCAAUCCCCAAGCCUGGACGCCCAUCCUCCGAGAACGUCUGUGUCACCGUUCAAGUCAGCCCUCCCGGGUUUGGCACUGGUACCAAGGAGGACAAGCCGAAUGGGAAAUCGCCCGAGCCGGGCCAGAACCUUGGCCACCGCUCUGGCUAUCCCGCGUCGGUUUGGUUGGCAACCGACACCUCGAGCUACCGGCAGAUUGAUCCCAUGACUCUGGAACCCAUCGGCUUCGCCACGCAGGCCACCUUGCACCCGGAUCUGAAGGGUCCGCUCUCCUGCGCCCACGGGCAACGCGACCCCAUGACUGGCGACAUGUUCAACUUCAACCAGAACUUUGGAAAGGAUGCCGUGUACCGCAUCUUCCGCGUCAGCGCGGCGACCGGCAAGACUGAUAUCUUGGCCGUGAUCCAGCGGGCCGGACUCAGCCCGUCGUACAUCCACAGCUUCUACCUCUCGCCGAGUUUCGCCAUUAUCUGCAUCCCCAGCAGCCACAUCGCAUGGAACGGGCUGAAGAUCGCCUGGGAGCGCAGCGUCCUCGACGCCAUCAAGCCAUUCGACGAGAACGACAAGUGCAAGUGGUUCGUCAUCGACCGCCUCCACGGCCGCGGCGUGGUUGCCGAGUUUGAGACCCCCGCCGGGUUCUUUUUCCACACGGUCAACUCGUUCGAGGAGACCGAUGAGCAGGAUGAGAAGGAUGGCACCGUCAGCCUGUUCUGCGACGUCAUCCAGUACGCCACGACCGAUGUCCUGCGUGCCCUCUACUACGACACCAUCACCCAAAAGAACGGCGCGACGCAGAAGUUCUGGGAUAGCGAGCAGCGCGUCCACGACACCAACGCCACCCUGGUCCGUCACAAGGUCCGGGUCCCCGUCAACGUCGCCGGCGGAACCCCCGGGAGCAAGGCUCAGAUCCCUCCGCAGCUCAAGCCCGAGACCGUCGUGUCGAUCGCGGGCCCUCACUGCGGCGAGCUACCGACCAUCAACCCGGCCUUCUCCACCAAGCGCCACCGCUACUGCUACGGCCUGGCCAACCGCGGCCUGAGCACCCUGGUCGAUACCAUUGCCAAGACGGACAUGGACACGGGCGAGGCCCUCUGGUGGAACACCCCAGCCGGCCACACGCCCGGCGAGGCCAUCUUCGUGGGGCGCCCGGGAGCCGUCGACGAGGACGACGGCGUGCUGCUGAGCGUCGUGCUCGACGGGGAGGCGGCCACGAGCUACCUCCUCUGCCUGGACGCCCGCACCAUGAAGGAGCUGGGCAAGGCUGAGGUCGGGUUUGCCAUCGGGUUGGGAUUCCACGGAGCCCAUGCCCAGGCUUGAUUCAAGGGGGUGAAAGGAAAGAGUUUGUUUUCUUGCGGAUGGAACCUGGAACGCUUCACGUAGGCAUGUAGGCGCAUUUAGCAGACCAUGCAGGGAGGGGAUGGUUGCCUGCCCUAU
This is a messenger RNA of Phialemonium atrogriseum, 2228 nucleotides long. Its product is annotated as carotenoid cleavage dioxygenase 1. The transcript has a single exon. Gene Ontology annotation, biological process: carotene catabolic process. The record is from RefSeq and is a predicted model, not a curated record. The coding region runs from base 327 to 2111 and encodes 594 amino acids. NCBI's taxonomy places the organism in Eukaryota, Fungi, Ascomycota, Sordariomycetes, Cephalothecales, Cephalothecaceae. Gene Ontology annotation, molecular function: carotenoid dioxygenase activity.